GCAGUCUAUAGCGGAAGUUCGUGCCGUUAGUGUUGCAGUCCAGGCGGAUCCCGUCAGUGUCUGAUCUCAAACUUUGUGUCAAAACCGAAAAACACUCGGAACCCGGUGAUAUGGGGGAUAAGGAGUUGAUGUGGGCUCUGAAGAACGGAGAUCUUGAUGAGGUUAAGACUCUACUAGUGAAGGCUGAGGAUGUGAACAGGACUCUGGAGGGAGGCAGGAAGCCUCUUCAUUACGCUGUAGACUGCGGUCAGGCCGAGAUACUGGAGUUUCUGCUGUCUAAAGGAGCCGAUGUCAAUGCUCCAGAUAAACAUGGCAUCACUCCGCUGUUGUCCGCUACUUAUGAAGGUCACGUGGCAUGCGUCAAGAUACUUCUAGAAAAGGGUGCUGAUAAGGAACGGAAAGGUCCCGAUGGUCUCAGCGCGUUCGAGGCGGCCGAGAGCGACGCCAUCAAAGCACUACUGAAGUGAGUCACACGCUGUCGGCAACAGAGAGAGUUCGACCGCAGCCACUGGAUCCAACACACACACACCUCUCUGUCUCUGCCCGCGGGCUGCAUACGGCUCUAGGUUUCCUUUUGUUUUUCUUUUAGUUUUCUCCAUGAUCUUUUUUUAUUCUGUGGAUGGGUGGGUCUCUAGUGUAUAAGAAUCAGCCAUUGGUUGAUGGAGCUGUCACUCAUGUCAUGCCUCCCAUAUGGACCAAUGGGAAAGCGGUCAGACUGCGCCUAUAAAACACCACUAAACACGGGCUUUAGAGUUCAGACUACAGCGCAAAGAGUCGAGUGUAAAAUGAUGAUGUGUACAUUUAUUUUUUUAGACUAUAAGGCCACAGAAAAAGUGAUUGUAAUGUAGAAACGGAUGGUUGUAUAGUUGAAAGGGCUUUUGAAAACAUUUGAACAAUGAAUUUACCUGCGCUCCAAUCCUGCUUAUUCUCUUAUAUAAUAAUGAUUGCUUCAAACAUUUCACUGGCCUGAGCGUUUGCUUUUGUGCCCCUUUAAAACUGUGUUGUUGUAAAAUAAAAAUAAAAUUGAUUCUCAGCUGCUGUGCGCUUUUUAGUGUUAAACCGGUUAGCCAGAUGGGCAGAUACCCCCUCUCUCUCUCUCUCUCUCUCUGUGUGUCUCUCUCUCUCUCUCUCUCUCUCUCUCUCUCUCUCUCUCU
Molecule: messenger RNA, 1154 nt
Organism: Xyrauchen texanus (razorback sucker)
Lineage: Eukaryota; Metazoa; Chordata; Actinopteri; Cypriniformes; Catostomidae
Gene: mtpn
Product: myotrophin
Exons: 5
Coding region: 111-467 (118 amino acids)
Biological process (GO): regulation of barbed-end actin filament capping
Cellular component (GO): nucleus; cytoplasm
Molecular function (GO): protein binding
Source: RefSeq, a predicted model, not a curated record